GUCACUUUUAAAACCCUAGUAGUUUAUAGGAGCUUUCUUUUUUAUUCUUUCUUUUGUUCCAUACUUCCAAUACUAGCUGCUCUUCCAUCUUCAAAGAGUUAUCCUACAGAGUAAUAGAAUCAUAAAAAAAACAAAGAAAGUUAACCCUGCAAUAUAACCCAAGCUAGUGUGCUAAUAGAUAUAUGCCUUGCAACUUCCCCUAUAAUCUCUAAAUACUUACCUUUGCUAGUACGUACUCUUCUUUGCCUAGCUUUUUAGCUAGUACGUACUCUUCUUUGCCUUCAUUUGCUGAUCUUGCACUUCAACUUAACGUGGUUCAGAGGAUAGAAGAAACCAAAAACAUGAUGGAUAGUAAUCGCGAUGAAGUAGUAGUGUCAAGAACGACGAAAUCAUUGAUGAUGAGAGUUCUUGUGUUAGUGAGCUUUGUGGGGUUUUUGAUUAUUGUUAACGAGGUUACUGUUAUACCAAGUAGUACUAGUGAAGAACGGAUGCCAUUGUCGUCGUCAAGAACAACGGAAACAACGAGAACAAGUAUAUCAGCAUCAUCAUCCUUAGGAAAUAGUAAUGGAAGACAUAGUAGUAAACCUACUGCUACUCCUCGUGUUGAUAAGAGAAGUUACAUGUCGAGCGAAAGAAGAGUUCCUAAUGGUCCUGAUCCCAUUCAUAACAGGAGAGCAAGGAAGUCCAAAGAACCACCAGGCCGAGCUUAGUUAGGCUUUCAAAUUUAAAAUCCUUAUAGUAUUAAUAGAGUUUUGAAAAUGCUAUUCAUUGAAUUUUGUGAAAAAAAUUGAUGUGAUUUGAUUGAUUACAAUGUAGUGUUGAUAAUUUGGAUU
This is a messenger RNA of Papaver somniferum (opium poppy), 833 nucleotides long. Its product is annotated as CLAVATA3/ESR (CLE)-related protein TDIF-like. The record is from RefSeq and is a predicted model, not a curated record. NCBI's taxonomy places the organism in Eukaryota, Viridiplantae, Streptophyta, Magnoliopsida, Ranunculales, Papaveraceae. The transcript has 2 exons. The coding region runs from base 342 to 710 and encodes 122 amino acids.